This is a messenger RNA of Symbiodinium natans, 1824 nucleotides long. NCBI's taxonomy places the organism in Eukaryota, Dinophyceae, Suessiales, Symbiodiniaceae. The record is from the annotation of a GenBank genome assembly.
AUGGUACAAAUCACGACCUCGCCUGCAAAGAGUGAGACCUGCAAGAAGGAUCAGCUCUGCUACUCCCCCGAUGGCGGCAAGGAGGCGUGCCAAGACGAGGAGAAGAAGGAUCCAUACCUCAUAGAUGUGCAUGGCAUCACCAAGAACAUGGCCCACCACCACUCCGGUCCCAAAAGCGAGAAAGUGCCCGGGCGCACCUUCACCUUCGUAAAGAAGAAGGAAGACAGCAUCCUGCGAUUUCUGUACACCGACACCUUUCGAGUGUUAUGUACUCCCCACAGGUACAAAGGUCGCUUUAUCGAUGGCUGCGCCGGUCGAUGGGAGAUCAAGAUUGAUGGGAAGUCCUGCCCCAGUGGGGGAAUAUACCAGGAUUGGUACGUCCAUCGGUUUCAGGAUUCCCAUCGCACCAAUGGAUGGGGAGGCGUCUGCAAAGGUGUCAGCGUCGGCAAGCACACCGUGCAGGUGUAUGUCGGCCCUACUCCUUGGCACCAUGGGUGGAACAUCAUGGAUGCUUUCACUGGCUGGCAUGCUGGACAUGGAACUCCGAGAGCCACGGUGCACCUGGAGGUCCAGGAGAUCCCAGAGGCCUACCCCCUCUACCACUACAAGAGCGGCGAAGGUGGUGAUGCUCGGGACUCCGGGCACCUUACUGGCCGGCACAUCUCAUUCAAGAAGCUCAACAAAGACAGCAAUUUGCGCCUCUACUACUCGGACAACCUUCGGGUCAUGGUGCGAGACGUGCACCGGCAAGGUGCCUGCGCGUGCCGCUGGUCCAUUCACAUCGAUGGGAAGGAAUGUCCCACGGGAUAUGUUGCGGGAGACGUCUACAUUCAUAGACAUGAAAAUCCCCAUCGACCGAAGAGUAUGGUCGGGUAUUGCGAUGGGGUUGACGCAGGCGACCACAAGGUCGAUGUUCACGUGUCUACAACGCCAGGAUAUGGGCAUUGCGAUUGCCACACUGGAUGGCACAAUUCGCAUUAUCUCCUCGAGGCCGAGGAGGUUCCGAAGCCAUACGACAUGGUGCACUACAACAUGCAGCGUCAGACCGACCAUAGGGAUGCUGGCAUCCUAAACAAUUACAAGGUCACCUUCACGAAGAAGAACUCGGAGACCCGACUUCGCUUGCUUUUCACGGAGAACCUGCGCGCGUAUAGCAGGAAUCACCACAAGCCCCACCAUGGCACGACCUGCAGCGCUGACUGGGAGAUCUUUGUCGAUGGGAAAAGCUGUGGUUCCGCCAGCAUCCAUGCGCAGAUCUACACCCGACGGCUGGAGGCGAAUCACAUCUCGCACAAUGGCGGCUGGGCCAACCACCAUGGAUGGUGGUGGUGGGUGUGGCCAGCUCACUUUGCCAAUCAAGACACGAAUCCUCAUCGCGUUCGGACCUUUGCGGGGUUCUGCGACGACGUGAGCCAAGGUGAGCACACCCUGACUGUGAACCUGAAGAGCCCAUUUGGGAACUGCGACUUGUGGACCGGCUGGAAAAACGACCCUGCUGGCAAGGGUCCUGGCGGCACCCUGGAAGCGAUUGAGUUUUUCAGACCAUGCAAUGAGUUCGACUCGAAGGCGGAGUGCAAGCAGCCACGAUGCCACUGGGACGAGGACGAAUGCAUCGACUUGGCCGAAUGCCCUGGCAGUGACAAAGUCGGAGUGGGCGCCGACUGCUUGUGUGGGGAGAAGAAGGCCGAAAAGGGGAAGUACUGCUAUGAGGACAAGACGGUCCAUGACGGCGUCAAGGAAGAAGCCAAAAGUGCUGCGAGAAUCUGGACCCCGCAUGUGGGCCUUCUUCUGCUUCCGCAAGCACUUAUCGUGGCUGUUACCUGA